AAUAAACCCUAAUCCCCUUAUAUUGGCGUCUCUUUUCUCCGUUGCAAAGCAAGACGUCUGAAGAGCAAACCCUGGUGAUAUCAGCGGCGGCCGGCGAUAGAGGAGAAAUCAGCCAUGGCGACGGCGAAAACUGUGAAAGACGUAUCCCCGCAUGAGUUUGUGAAGGCUUAUGCUGCUCAUCUGAAACGCUCCGGCAAGAUGGAACUCCCACACUGGACCGACAUAGUGAAGACCGGCACCUUCAAGGAACUUGCCCCUUAUGAUGAGGAUUGGUAUUAUAUCAGAGCUGCAUCAAUGGCAAGGAAGAUCUACUUGAGGGGAGGUCUAGGUGUUGGUGCGUUCAGGAGGAUCUAUGGGGGCCGUAAGAGAAACGGAAGUGCCCCACCACAUUUCUGCAAGAGCAGCGGAGGUAUUGCCCGCCAUAUCCUUCAGCAAUUGCAGACAAUGAACAUUGUUGAUUUUGACAGCAAGGGUGGACGAAAAAUCACUUCCAGUGGACAGAGAGAUCUUGAUCAAGUUGCUGGAACAAUAGUUGUUGCUCCUUGAGGGAUGUUUCAAAAGCUCCUCUAAACUACAUUUAGAUAGUUAAUGAUGUUUUGGUAUUUGAAUCAAAAUAGAUAUGAUGCUCUCUAAACAAUUUUUUGGUCAGCGGCCAGAUGUUCGUAAUAUGAAUGAUGUUUGUUCGUGUAUGUUGGCACUUGUUAUGAUAUUUCAUCGACUUUUGAGUAUUCA
Daucus carota subsp. sativus is the source of this 732-nucleotide messenger RNA. RefSeq names its product small ribosomal subunit protein eS19x. The coding region runs from base 115 to 546 and encodes 143 amino acids. The transcript has 4 exons. Gene Ontology annotation, biological process: ribosomal small subunit assembly; translation. Gene Ontology annotation, cellular component: cytosolic small ribosomal subunit; ribosome. The record is from RefSeq and is a predicted model, not a curated record. Gene Ontology annotation, molecular function: structural constituent of ribosome; RNA binding. NCBI's taxonomy places the organism in Eukaryota, Viridiplantae, Streptophyta, Magnoliopsida, Apiales, Apiaceae.